AUGGCGUCGUCACCUCGGAAGUGAUCACAUCGUUUUUGGGAAGUCUCAGACAGCCGAUCUCGGGAAAGGUCAGGAAAAGUGGGAGGAACAACUUUUCACCACAAAAAAAAAUUUUGCGGGGUUAAUUCCUUCCUGUGUCGGCUGGUGCAAGAAGACCCCGAGCUCAACACAGACAUGGAUGAAACUGGUGCCUACUUAAUUGACAGAGAUCCUACAUAUUUUGGUCCUGUGCUUAAUUACCUCCGACAUGGAAAAUUAGUAGUGAAUAAAGAUUUAGCAGAAGAAGGUAUCUUAGAAGAAGCAGAAUUCUACAACAUUACAGAGUUAAUUAGGUUAGUGAAAGAACGCAUUAGCCAAAGAGAUAACCGACCACCAAAAGCAGGGAAGAAACACAUGUAUAGAGUACUUCAGUGUCAUGAGAAUGAGCUAACUCAGCUUGUGUCAACAAUGUCUGAUGGGUGGAAGUUUGAACAGUUGAUCAAUAUUGGAUCUCAGUACAGUUAUGGAAGUGAAGACCACACAGAAUUUUUGUGUGUUGUCUCACGAGAGUAUUCAUCCUCCUCCGGCUCCAAUCAGUGCUCAACUGACCGACCUGACCACCUCGAUCUACACAGCUCCAAGGACUAAAAUGAGCUGCCUGUCCUCCUUACUGGUGAGUGUUGGAUAAGGACUGAGAGACGAGGAGCUACCAGCAGCGAACUGGAAGAACAUCAACUACUGAACGUAAUACAAAUAAAUCCGGAAGUUGAUAGUCAAUAGACCUACGAGAAAGCCAGACGACUUAAAUGAAAAUCAAAUUUAUUCACCACCACCAGAUGUAGACCAAACGAAAUGUAAACUUUGCCAGAUGGAUUAUUGUCACACCCUGCGUCAUUAUGUACUGGAGUGCGAUAAAAUUAAUGAAUUUAGAAACAACUCACUCAGAAGUGUUCAAGAAAUGGCUAAGUAUUUUAUCCACAGUGGUAUAUUACAGACCAUUCUGGAGAAAUACCCUGACUUUGCUAGCCGUAAAUAAAGCAUUACCACAUAUGUGCAUGU
Messenger RNA from Cherax quadricarinatus, 1038 nucleotides. RefSeq names its product BTB/POZ domain-containing protein inc (gene inc). Gene Ontology annotation, cellular component: Cul3-RING ubiquitin ligase complex; cytoplasm. Gene Ontology annotation, biological process: protein homooligomerization; proteasome-mediated ubiquitin-dependent protein catabolic process. The record is from RefSeq and is a predicted model, not a curated record. Gene Ontology annotation, molecular function: cullin family protein binding. Lineage: Eukaryota; Metazoa; Arthropoda; Malacostraca; Decapoda; Parastacidae.